AUGUCUGACAUUGUUGGUCUGCUUCUAGAAGCAGAUAAUGAUAAAUCAGACAACUUUUCGGCUGCUCAGGCAGAAUUAGUCGAAAAAUGCGAAAAUGAGCCAAUAGAUAUCAUUAUUGAACUAUUAAAUCGACUCUGGGACGAGUCUAAUUCAGAAAGAUUGAUGUUCUUGAUGAUUACACUUAUCACAAACUCGUUUAAACGAACAAUUAUAAUUACAGUACCGAAAUAUGCAGUUUGUACUUCUACAGUUGAGCCAGAUCUUGCCCAAAACUUAUUUCAAGCUGCAUUGAGUUUCUUUUCACACUCAUACGAACCUCUUAGAGCUGCAGCUGCCAACCUCUUUAUGGUGGUUGCAUCAGCAGAAAUGCAAAUGUUUCCAGAAUUAUCGCUAAUAGAUCAACUAACGGAACGACUUGGAAGUGACAAUACAGCUGAGGUCCUUUCUGCUACAGAAUGCUUCACAGUUAUCCUCAGAAAGUUUGUUAUUGAAGAAACAGCGAGGUCUCAGAUAUUUCAAGCCAUUUUUCAACUCGUCGAGAGUAUCGAAUGCAAUACGAAAACAUUUACAGACUCUACAUCCGUUCUUCACCAUGUCAUUGCGAUGUUGGUAAAUAUAAGUUCAUCGAUCUUCGAGGAGCUUGAUACAAAUGAAUCCUGUGCCUUUAUGAAUCACGUAGUUUCACAUCUCGUUGAUCAGCCCCUUAAAGAAGUUGUUUAUCAAUUUAUUGGUUCUGUUGCUCAAGAAAACUUCACGAGUAUCCUCGAAUUUAUACCUCAAGUAUUUCAGGAAAGCGUUACAGACAUUCUUUCUGAUACAGAAACCCAAAGAAAUAAGUUGGCUGCAACAUAUCUCUGGGAACAAGUAUUUUCAAUAGAGCAUGUCAAUGAAGAAGUGUUCAAUGCAUUAUCCGAAGUCGCUGAUAACAUUAUUCCUGUUCUAAUUCAAGAAAUGACUCAAGAUACCUUAGAUGAACCUUCAGAAACAAACUGGGACCCUUCUGAUGCCGCUUUUUCGGCACUUUUACGGAUUUCGGAUCGAUAUUUACAAACUUUUUUACAAUAUGUGAACGGAAGAUUCGAAUCUGACCAAGAUGACAACGAAACUGGUACAAGGAUAGCGAAUAUAAGAUGUUUACUCAUUUUAUCGCAUUAUUUACCCCAAGUUCCUGACUAUUACUCGAAUCUUCUCACAAGAGUUUGCGGAUAUCUUCAGGAUGAGUGCGUAAACGUCAUUUACUUCGCUCUUCAUUCACUCAGUAACAUAAUUGUGCAUUCCGCUACGUCAAAUGACUUCGUGGAGCUGUUUCCGACCUUAUUUGAGAUGUCAUUGAACGAUAUACUGGGAAUUCCCGCACUUAACUGCAUCUAUCAUAUUGUACAUCACGUAGAUUUCAGUUAUUAUGCUAUUUUGUCCUCUUUGGAGUCACUUUUUGAAAGUAUCUCAAUUAAUAAUGUUUAUUUGCUUACGAAAUGCUUCGAUUUUGUCUACCAAGAGAGCAUACCCGUUGAUAUCGCCCUCGAUGUCCUCAAUUUCCUCAUAAACCUCAUGAAACAAUGCGAUGAAGCGUUUGCCUCCAUUGUUUGUCGGAUGUUCCCCCCUCUUUGCAACAAAUGUGGGGAUUUACCAUCGCAAACAUACAUGGACGCGUUCUCAAUCCUUACUCUUUGGAUGGAUAACGAUAUGUUCUACGCAAUGCCAGCGGUUUGUUCAAUGGCAUACAUAAAUCCACAGUUUAUAGCGCAAUCCCUAACUACCAUUGUCCCUUAUGUCCUUGAAAACCUCAAUUCCGGAGAUUUGGAUCGAUCAAUACAGGCAAUCAACGCUUGGUCGAUCAUUUACAUAUGUAUUGAUGAUCUAGAGGACUAUUCCGACCAGUUGUUCGAAGCAAUUAUCGAUAAAGCGGACCCACAAGCUCCAUUAAGUCAACAAACCGCUGUAAUACACGCUUUUUACGUUGUUUCAAAGCAUAUUAAGAAUAAUGAUGAUUUGUCCCGCAUAUUGAUCGCAUUGGAAAGGUACAGAGCGUUCGAAGUCUUUGCUGAUCUCGAGAUGCUCGACGUUGACUCUUUCCAAACGUUUAUUGUUGCAUUCCUUGAUUUGAUGUACCAGAUUGCAAUGCUUGGUGGUAUUUCAAUAGUUACUACGUUCGUGAACAACAUAGUUAUGUUGAAAACACCAGCAAAAGCUGCAAGAAAUCAGUUGAUGAAACUUGCAAAAAUUUUCAUGACUUGUGACCAUAAUUCUUUCCCAAACGCUUCUAUAUUGGGUAAGAAAAUAUGUAUGGCUUAUAAUGUUAUAUUUCUAUGCAAUUAA
Molecule: messenger RNA, 2316 nt
Organism: Trichomonas vaginalis G3
Lineage: Eukaryota; Parabasalia; Trichomonadida; Trichomonadidae
Product: armadillo (ARM) repeat-containing protein family
Exons: 1
Coding region: 1-2316 (771 amino acids)
Source: RefSeq, a predicted model, not a curated record